AUGGCUGCGGCAGCAGUGCUGAAUAACAACAACAAUAAGACGGGGGGCAGUUAUGUUGGAGUUGGUGGCGGUGUCGCCGCAAACAACAGUAUGCUGCAAGUUGCUGGACACCAUAAGAACGGUGUGCAAACGGGUGCGGCCAUUGGUACGGGUGCUGCUGCUGGAUCGGGUGUGAGCAGCGAGCAGCAGCAGCUAUUGGGCAGUAAUGCUGGCAAGACGACGCAUGGCUAUGUCGGUGCGGCGGCAGGUGGCAUACGGGUUGCCAGCAAUCUGCACAAGCAGCAGCAGCACCAGCAGCCGGAUGGGGGAAUCGGAUUGAAUGAUCCUCAUGCGGCGCUGGCAGCUGCGCUCGCAUCCAGUGGCGGCGGCUUGAAGCAAAUUCCACAAUUCGAUGAUCCCGUGGAGCAGUCGCUGGCCUCGUUGGAGUUCAGCGCCUCCUCCACGGGCAAAUCAUCAACACCAUCGUCAGCGCUGAAGGAUUCCUUUUAUAUGGCACACCGGCAGCAGCAGCUUAUGCAGAUGCAGCAGCAACAGCAGCCUACCCCAGGCAAUCAGCAGCAUGGCAUGCCCGUCUUUGAUAAUCUCAAUAUGACAUUACCUUCGCUGCAGGAUCAUCAACAACAGCAGCAACAACAUCACCAACAACAGCUGCUGCAACAGCAGCAGCAAGCGGCUGCAAAUAAAAUGCUAAUCAUACCUAAACCCAUCGAGUCCAUGAUGCCCAGUCCGCCCGACAAGCAACAGUUGCAGCAAAAUCAGCAGCAGCAUCAACACCAUCAGCAGCAUCAACAUCAGCAGCAACACCAGCAGCAGCAGCAACAUCAUAAUCAAAAAGUGUUGCCGCCGCAACAGUCACCGUCCGAUUUGAAGCUGCAUCUCGGCCACACGGCGCAUGCCGGCUAUCAGGUGUUCAAGACUGCCGUCGAGCAGAAUCUGAAGAAUGCCAGCUCGUGGUCAUCGCUGGCAUCGGCCAGUUCGCCACAGAAUACGGCGACAACAUCGAGCAAGGCCAAGCCGGCCAUGGACUCCUUUCAGCAGUUCCGCAACAAAGCCAAAGAACGCGAUCGCCUCAAGCUGCUCGAGGCGGCCGAGAAGGAGAAGAAGCAUCAGAAGGAGGCCGCUGAAAAGGAGCAGCAACAGCAGCGCAAGCAUCACAAAUCCAAUUCCUCCUCAUCAUCGUCGUCGUCUGCUGCUGCUGCUGCUGCGGCUGCUGCAGCAAAUACAGCUGCAAAUAAUGCUGCUGCUGCAGCAGCAGCAGCCGCUGCGCAAGCAUCGGCAGCGGUAAAUGCUCUGGCGCUGACUGCAUCGCCAUUGGGCGCCAUGGAAAGCGGACGGAAAAGUGUGCACGAUGCACAGCCGCAAAUAUCGCGAAUGGAUGACAUCAAGGCGUCGCCGGGUCAGGGUCAGAAUUCGCCGGCACAGCAAUCGCCGCAGGAUCGUGCGGCUGCCAAGCGUGCGGAGCAACGACGUGCGGAACAAGAGAGACGCAGACGCGAAGCGAUGGCUGGCCAAAUUGACAUGAACAUGCAGAGUGAUCUUAUGGCUGCCUUUGAGGAGACACUGUAG
Molecule: messenger RNA, 1566 nt
Organism: Drosophila grimshawi
Lineage: Eukaryota; Metazoa; Arthropoda; Insecta; Diptera; Drosophilidae
Product: homeotic protein female sterile
Exons: 7
Coding region: 1-1566 (521 amino acids)
Source: RefSeq, a predicted model, not a curated record